AUGCUGCUUCUUCCAGAUUGGCUGCCAUUUGGUUUCAAUGAGAUUCUCUCUCUUUUUUCAUUUGGUUUCGGAUCUCGCGGUUCGGCUGUCGGUAUCGUUCGUCCACCAAGUCAAGGUAUUCGUUCGAUAUCCAUGGCUGCGUUUUUCGGCGAGUGGGUGGACACAGGUGUUUGGCACAGUUCAGGAUGGUGUUCAUCAGUUGUCUCCAGCCCAGUUGUUAGCCGUUGCAAAGGACAAGAAACGCAAACCGUUGUCAUUGAUUUUGCCAUGACCAAAUUUGCCUAUCCAUUUCUGCCCAUACCGAUGUGGGCAUUGAAGUCUCCAGCCAAGAUGGUCACCUCAGUUUGUGGAAUCGAGUCGAAUGGGUGUUGA
Messenger RNA from Adineta ricciae, 372 nucleotides. Lineage: Eukaryota; Metazoa; Rotifera; Eurotatoria; Adinetida; Adinetidae. The record is from the annotation of a GenBank genome assembly.